GAAAAAUUACCUUUAGAAUAUGGAACCAAUUGCUUGCAGCGCCAAUGGAGGCGAUGAUUUCGCCGUCGAAGAAAUUAAUUCCAGUUGUUCCCGCGGCAACAACUGGAAAAUUGAAGCGGGGAAAAAUUCCAGUUAUUCGUCGUCUUCGGUUGCUGGGGAGUGGGGAGGACGAGUCGCCGGCUGUUUGGUUGCUGCCUUGCUGGGGAGGACGCUGUCGCCGGGAGAUCGAGAGGCUGAGCGGCGCGCCGCGGGGCGGGGAGACGACAGGCAGAGUGGCGGUGCGGCGCGGGGAGACGACAGGCAGAGCGGCGGGCGGCGCGGCGCGGGGUGAUGACAGGCAGACUGGCAGAGCGGCGCGCCGCGGGGCGGGGAGACGACAGGCAGAGCGGCGGUGCGGCGCGGGGAGACGACAGGCAGACUGGCAGAGCGGCGCGGGCAGAGGAGGGAGACGAGAGGCAGAGAGAAUCAGAGACGAGCGGCGCGGGCAGAGACGAAGGUAGGGUUUCUCCUCUGCUUAAUGCUUUCCGUU
Linum trigynum is the source of this 529-nucleotide messenger RNA. The record is from the annotation of a GenBank genome assembly. NCBI's taxonomy places the organism in Eukaryota, Viridiplantae, Streptophyta, Magnoliopsida, Malpighiales, Linaceae.